AUGUCACACAAAAGCUCCAAGGAAGUCAGGAAAGUAAACAUUUCUAGCUCCUUGGAGUCUGAAGAUAUUAGCUUAGAAACCACAAUACCAACUGAUGAUGUUUCUUCCUCUGAAGAGAGAGAAGGUACUGUUAAAAUCACUAAGCAGCUGAUUGAACGGAAAGAGUUGCUCCAUAAUCUUCAGCUGCUUAAAAUAGAAUUAUCUCAAAAAAACUUGAUGAUUGACAACUUGAAAGUAGAAUAUUUGACCAAGAUUGAAGAGCUAGAAGAGAAGCUUAAUGAUGCAAUCCAUCAAAAGCAGCUGUUGUCUUUACGACUGGAUAGCCAGGUGGCAUUACAGCAAGAAGAUGCUAGAAAACAUCAGGCUCUAAUGAAACAAGAAAUGGAAACUAUUUUAUUGAGACAGAAGCAACUGGAGGAAACGAAUCAUCAAUUGAGGGAGAGGGCUGGAGAUAUCCGUCGUAGCUUGCGAGACUUGGAAUUAACAGAGGAUUGCUAUGAGAAGCUAAAGUCUCUUCCUGAAGAUCAGCUUUCUAUCCCUGAAUAUGUUUCUAUCCGAUUCUAUGAAGUAGUCCAUUCCUUGAGAAAAGAGCUAAGUGAUCUACAGAAGAAAAAGGAGAGCUUAACAGAAGAACUAAGUGGGUACAAAUCCCAAUUGAAGUGUCUGACAGAGAGCUAUGAAGACGAGAGGAGGAAUCGGUCAGAGCUUGAGGUUAGAUGCCAGCGUUUGACACUGGAACUGGCUGAUACCAAGCAGAUGAUUCAGCGAGGUGAUUACAGACAAGAGAACUAUGAUAAAGUAAAAUGUGAACGUGAUAUGUUUGAACAUGAAUUGUCAGAACUCGGAAGAAAAUAUGAAAUAUUAGAGGUGUCACACAAAGCACAAGCUAAAGAAAAAAAUGACUUAUCAAAAGAGCUGGCAACCAUACAACAAUCCCUCAACUUGUUGCAAAAAGAUAAAGAUUAUCUUAAUCGCCAGAACAUGGAGCUUAGUGUUCGCUGUGCACAUGAAGAAGAUCGUCUUGAAAGACUUCAGAUUCAGCUAGAGGAUGCCAAAAAAGCUAGGGAAGAAAUGUAUGAAAAAUAUGUUGCAUCCAGAGACCACUAUAAAACAGAAUAUGAAAAGAGACUGCAUGAAGAGUUGGAGCAAAUAAGGUUGAAAACAAAUCAAGAAAUCGAGCAACUAAGAAGCACUUCAAAAGAGAUGUAUGAACGUGAAAACAGAAAUUUGAGAGAAGCGAGAGAUAAUGCUGUCGCUGAAAAAGAACGAGCAGUUAUUGCUGAAAAGGAUGCUUUAAGAAAAUAUGAUCAACUCUUAGAACAGUAUAGACAAAUGCAGCUUGGCACAGAAAGCAAAGUAGCUGAACUUCUUCACCAAAGUAAGUUAAAGUCCUUUGAAAGUGAACAUGUUCAACUCAUGCAACAAGAAACAGCUAAGAAUCUUUCACAGUGCCAAAUGGAAUGUGAAAAAUAUCAGAGAAAGUUGGAGGUGCUUACUAAGGAAUUUUAUAGUCUUCAGUCUUCUAGUGAAACACGCAUUAUUGAACUUCAAACACAGAAUUCUGAGUUUCAAGCAAGGCUAGAUACUUAUGAAAAACUUGAAAAAGAGCUCGAUGAGAUAAUAUUGCAGACAGCAGAAAUGGAAAAUGAAGUUGAAGCUGAAAGGGUUCUCUUCUCCUAUGGGUAUGGUGCUAAUGUUCCUACAACAGCCAAAAGACGACUAAAGCAAAGUGUUCACUUGGCAAGAAGGUUACUGCAGCUAGAAAAGCAAAACUCGUUGCUUGUAAAAGAUCUGGAACAUCAGAAGGAACAAGUCACACAGAUUUCACAAGAGCUUCACAGAGCAAAUUCUUUGUUGAGUCAAGUACAACAGCCAUACAAAUACCUCAUUGAAACCGUGCAACAGAGAGAUUCUCAAAUAAGUCUACAGAAAGAAAAUAUUACACAACUUGAAAAAGAUAUCAGUCUUUUAAAUAAAGAAAAGACAGCUUUGCUGCGUGUCAAGAACCAAAUGGCAGCAGAUUUGGAGAGACUCCUAAAUCACCGUGAGGAACUAGCCACAAUGAAACAGAUUCUAAUUAGUCUACAUGGUAAACGCUAUGAACAAAAUUUACCUCAGUCUCAUAUUGAUGUAAAAAGUGUGACUGCAAAAAACAAAUCAAACCCUUCAGUAAAACUGCUGCCAGAACAUGAAGAAGAAAAUGUAUUUACACCUAAGCCAACGUUAUUUACAAAUAAAGAGGCACCUGUAUGGUACAAGAAACUCCGGAAGAAAACAUCACCAUAG
Messenger RNA from Nipponia nippon (crested ibis), 2286 nucleotides. NCBI's taxonomy places the organism in Eukaryota, Metazoa, Chordata, Aves, Pelecaniformes, Threskiornithidae. The record is from RefSeq and is a predicted model, not a curated record.